Diatraea saccharalis (sugarcane borer) is the source of this 441-nucleotide messenger RNA. The record is from the annotation of a GenBank genome assembly. NCBI's taxonomy places the organism in Eukaryota, Metazoa, Arthropoda, Insecta, Lepidoptera, Crambidae.
AUGUCUUUUCCCGCUUUACGUCAACCGAAUAUAAUUGUUCAAGAGAAGUCUAAGAAAAUUGAAAAUGAAAUACAAAAUGUGAUAGUAUCAUUAAAAAAUAAUAAAAAUCUCGUGGUAUCAUCAGACGCGUAUCACGGUAUUCUGAUGGGUCGCAAUAUGUUCAGAUGCGUUUUCUGUCGUGCCGAAAUGGAACUUGAGUUCAAAUUUAAAGAUGCGCACGUUAAUUCACAAAAACAUAAGAAAGUAUUAGAAAACUACCCGCAUACAGAAGAACAUGGUGAAAAUUUAAUAAGAAAGGUGGAUAAGAUCAGUUACUACUGUACACUGUGUAAUGUCAUUGUUUCAAAUCCAUUUCUUAUACGACACAUCGGCUCAGAAGUACACAGUCAGGAGUUACAGAAGGCUGUCACUCGAGCUCUUAUUUAUGAACCUGCAAAAUGA